AUGUCGCCCGAAAGUCAAUCUUUGCUGUCAAAGCUUGCUGUCGAAAGUGGCUUCACCGUCAUAGUUCAGUCUUGCCGCGACACCAAGGUGCUCUGCCUGCAGCGCUUCGUACGACUGUUUGCUUAUGGCGCAUCUUUUUUGAUCCUCGUACACUUUCUUUCCAGCCUUGGAUUCUCGGAUGAGAAAAUUGGCUUGUUCAUGACGUUGACUCUUCUCGGAGAUGUCGUCAUCAGUUUCCUUCUUACCACCAUUACCGAUCAAGUCGGCAGGCGGAAGGUUUUGGCUGCAGGGGCUGCCUUGAUGGUUAUGAGCGGCAUGGUCUUUGCAUAUUUCGGCAACUACUGGGUUCUCGUUGCUGCCAGUAUUGUUGGUGUCAUCAGCCCCAGCGGGAACGAGAUCGGACCGUUUCGUGCGGUUGAAGAGUCCGUCCUUGCCCAACUCACUGAGAGAGAGCACCGCAGCGACAUCUUCGCAUGGUAUACACUCUUUGGUACUGCGGGUGCUGCUUUGGGGACGCUCACUUGCGGCUGGGCUGUUCAGGCUCUCGAGGAUAACGACUCCUGGACCACAAACGAGGCAUACCGAGUUGUCUUUCUCAUUUAUGCCGGCCUAGGCCUGAUCAAGUUGAUGCUGAUUUUCGGUCUCACUUCCGCUGUGGAAAUAAAUGCACCAAAAACCGACAACGACGAAACGCGGGGUCUGUUGUCUACAAACUCGAGCCACGAUGAGAACGUGACUAGUCAAGAGGUUAUGCCGCCGACGUUUUCCCAGCGUGUGCGGUCUCUCUUUCCAUACAUCUCUCCGCUGUCUCGAUCAAUCCUGUUCCGACUUCUCAUACUAUUCUGCCUCGACUCCUUUGCUUCUGGAAUGGCAUCGCCUUCUUGGCUUACCUACUUUUUUACCACGAUUCACUCGCUCCAGCCGGGAUCAUUGGGUACGCUGUUUUUGGUGACGAAUCUUCUCGCGACCGUUUCCAAUCUAGUUGCCCUACCCCUUGCGCGCCGGUUGGGUCCCCUGAAGACGAUGGUCUUCACUCAUCUGCCAUCGGCCGUCUUCCUGUCCCUGAUACCUCUUCCUGGGCCGGGACCAACAGGGACCUGGAUCGCCAUGGCUUUCUUGGCCCUGAGAGCUUGUACACAGAGCAUGGACCAGGCUCCAAGACAAGCCUUUUUAUCUGCUGCCGUACUCCCGAACGAAAGAACCGCAGUCUUGGGUGUGGUCAACAUUGUCAAGACGUUGGCACAGGCUGGUGGCAUUGGUGCAGUCGGCAUAUUAUCUGGCAAGAACCUUUGGAUUGUGGUUCUAACUGGAGCUGGUGCCAUGAAGGCAUGCUACGACCUUUUAAUGCUUGGAAUGUUCUUGGGUCUCAGGGAUCGGGAAGACGGCAGCGGAAAAUCUAGCUCGCGCGACGAAGAAGACGCUUAA
Messenger RNA from Colletotrichum truncatum, 1425 nucleotides. RefSeq names its product major facilitator superfamily transporter. The record is from RefSeq and is a predicted model, not a curated record. NCBI's taxonomy places the organism in Eukaryota, Fungi, Ascomycota, Sordariomycetes, Glomerellales, Glomerellaceae. Gene Ontology annotation, biological process: transmembrane transport. Gene Ontology annotation, molecular function: transmembrane transporter activity. Gene Ontology annotation, cellular component: fungal-type vacuole membrane.